This is a messenger RNA of Parathielavia appendiculata, 1338 nucleotides long. RefSeq names its product Pal1-domain-containing protein. The transcript is spliced from 3 exons. NCBI's taxonomy places the organism in Eukaryota, Fungi, Ascomycota, Sordariomycetes, Sordariales, Chaetomiaceae. Gene Ontology annotation, cellular component: cytoplasm. The record is from RefSeq and is a predicted model, not a curated record. The coding region runs from base 1 to 1338 and encodes 445 amino acids.
AUGUCGCUCGAGAAGAGGCCGUCGCUCACGGCCGAAGAAAUAUUCGGUUCUCUGACGCUGGAAGACAAGCCCACCGCAUCGGGCCCGCCGCCACGGCCAGAUGGUGCCAAACCUCCAGCCCCCCCAGGGGGCCGUCGUGGGCCACCUCCUCCUCCCCGUGACGGUGCACCGCCGCCCAAUCGAAGGGGCCCGCCGCCAAAUCACCGCCCAACUCGAUCGCAGGAAGAGGCACUUCGCGCCCGGAGAAGGCAGGAGAAUGGCGACCGCGCUGGUCCACUUGACCCGUCCCGGUCCCCGCAGCGGCGCAUGGAGAGACGGCCACGCAGGAACUCGGAGUCAUCCAUAAUGGACGCCGACAAAACUAUGACUGAGGAGGAGAAAAAGCAGCGCGAACUAAGGCGCCGCGAGCGCGAGCGUCGGCAUCGUGAGAACAGGGAUAAGAAACCAGUCAGCCGAAAGAUCGACAUCAUCGACCAGCUCGAUGCCACGAGCAUCUAUGGGGUCGGAAUGUUCCACCAUGAUGGACCCUUCGACGCUCUCAAUCCCCACCGGAACAGGCAAGGCAGCCGUCGUGCGCCGAUGCAAGCUUUCCCGGAGGGCUCGCUGAACAACACGAUUGGCGGCGCUGGGCCGCUGAACGCUCGGCCUGACCAUGCCACGUUCCUGGGACAGCAAGACGACGAGGCAUUCAAGGAGUGGUCAAAGGGUGGAAAGGACGGGUCGGAAUACUCGUCAUCAAAGAAGGAUGUGCCCGUGUUCGAUCCCCUCGGCCGCGGGAGCGUCCUGCACGGCGACCAGUCGCUUGGUUUGGGCACAUCGACCUUCUUGGAAGGAACACCGGCAGCAAGGACGGCUAUUCAAAAGCGCGAAGAGGAGCGGGCUGCUGAAGUGAUGAACGAGGGUCUCCAACGGAAGAAGUCGCUGGCUCACCGGAUCCGCAACAUCAACCGCGGAGGGCGCGACUUCCAGCCCUCUGGGCGGUUGACCAACCCUGACGGAGUGUACGGCGCCCGCCGGUCCCCGGGCCAGAGCGGACCGGCCUCAGCAUCGCUGUCGGAACGUAACCCUUUCUUCAGCGAGUUCGGGUCCGGCAAGGGCGAGGACGACUCCACGGUUCGUAGGACAGAUACGAACGCAAGCAAGGGGUCGCCUACCAGUCCUAAAGGCGGACCUGGUCUCGAGCGCAGGUCGACGACUGAUGCUACGGGAGGCGAAGAUGCGCAGCCGAAGGCCAGCGGCAUCCUGGGCCGCAUGAAGAGUCUGAAGGGAAGACGCCAGCGCCCGGCUCCCCCUGGCAGCGAUGCAGAUGCCGGGCCCCCUCCUGGAACGGCGGUCUAA